UCCAACACCAGCCAUCGCCACAAAAUCAGCUGAUCUCGUCUUCCAGGAUGAUCUACCAAGCAAUUGCAGUUCUGGUGGCCCUGGCCGUGUCACAGGCCCAUCCAAGCAACUAUGGCGGAGGAGGAGGAGGAGGAGGAGGAGGAGCUGUUUAUGCCUCUGGCCCCAUCCCCUACAAUUUCAACUACGCCGUGAACGACGCCUACUCGGGAACCAACUUCGGUCAGAACGAGAACUCCGACGGCAGCAACGUGUGGGGAUCCUACACCGUCGCCCUUCCCGACGGCCGCAAGCAACACGUCGACUACACAGCUGAUCACGGUAGAGGAUUCGUGGCCAAGGUCAGCUACUCCGGCAAGGCUCAGCAUCCUCAAGUCUUCGGUCCUGCCAUCACCUUCCCACAGAACGGCGGAGGAUAUCACUAAACACCUAUUAGCUUUUAGAAAUUCCAUACUUUCAUAUAUCCGAUAACACAAUCUGCUCGCAUAUAAUGCAUUAGAAAUAAAUGUAUAUAAACUAAAA
Penaeus vannamei (Pacific white shrimp) is the source of this 519-nucleotide messenger RNA. The record is from RefSeq and is a predicted model, not a curated record. Lineage: Eukaryota; Metazoa; Arthropoda; Malacostraca; Decapoda; Penaeidae.